UACAACACCCCCCCUUAUCCUACUGUCCCUGAUAAAUGAUAAACACCUAUCUCUUCUAAUGGGCUUAGUGCUGACUGUGUUUUAGGCUAGUUUCCCCUUCCUCAAACGGAUCUCUAGAUGCCAAUGGCGGGUCAUAAUCUCACCAGGAAUCUCUCUCUCUCACACACCUCUGCCAUCCCUGGAUGUCUCCAUGGCAUGUCUCUGGCCUGACCUCAUGGGAGAGUUCGUUGGGAUUUGCAGGCCUCUCUCUCUCCGCACAGCCAAAACACAAAGGGCCAUUCAUGGCCCAGAGUGGCCUCAUUCAUGACCACUGAGUUAUUUGCCGGUAGAAUUCCUUAUUGUUUGGUUUCUUGCAUCUCCGAGCUCUCUCUUGACAUAAAUUACGCAGAAGGUUGUUUCUUGUACUUGAAGGUAGAUAAAUGUUAUGUCUUGUCUAGAGAGCGUUCCAUGGAUGGUAUAUGCAUAAGCUUCCCACACCACACGUUAACCAACAUUUCACCAUUACAAUUAUAGUUCAAAUCCCCUUUUAUCACACUGACACUUGCAUAAAGAGCAGCUUUUCGCAAGACCAUGACCCGUUCGUGGCGCAAGGAAAGGGCCCAGGUUGUUGUGUAGCAUUGUGGUGACACUUUGUCCAGUCUUUCUCCCCAGUGGACUUGUCAUUAUCGAUAUUGUUGCUGUCAGCUGUCAGCUGUCAGUGUUUUGAAUUUGGAAUUGAACCUUUUUUCCUGGGUGGUAUGAAGACUAUGUUCAAAGAAAAAGUUGACAAGAACACCUGGCUGUACAGCUCUGAAAAAAACAUGUUGAUCUCUGUGGUAUCAGACAUUCACUUUUUUCAUAUGACAUAUGGAAAGUACUUGAACUGUUUGCCAGUGGCGCUCUCCUCCUGACCAAGUAGGUCUUUACUGUGUGUGUGUACGUGUGAGUGCACGCUUGUAUGCAAAUGUGUGAGGAACUUUGCGCACAUUCGGCUACACGCACGCACACACAGUAAAGCGUGUGUGUGAGUGUUGGCGCACUGUCACACUGGGAGUGUUUGUCAUUCCAGCGUCACAGGAGCUUGUUGCACAAUGGCCUCUGUUGAAAGGGCUCUGUUGUGGCCCCUUGGUGUGGGCCUACGCUGCAGCACUGCAAUAAGAAUGACUACAGAGUACAGAGAGCAGAGCACAGCCUCACAGGCCUGGGAGGGGAAGAAGGAGUGGAGAAAGUGCUUAGGCCUGCCCACUGUUGACCCAGAGGUUGUGCAAUGCAACUCCAAGCCUCAGUCAGACUCAGUCAGGCUCUUUGAGCUGGAUCUACAAAGGAGAGACACACAUGAGAGGCUUAGCUCAGUAAAGCAAGGCAAAGCAACCGCUGGUACAAGGAGUGUAGUGGUCAGGUUAUGGUUAAAGGGGUAUGCCAGCACCUAACAAGGAGACAGGAUGACUACUACUGGUUGGCUGGACUGCAGUAAGCAGAUGGACAGUGUCUCUGUGAGGAUUGGGUGCUCAAUGGAUCUACAUGUACAUGUCCGUUAGGAGCAGCCUGCCUUCCCCCAGUCUCUGUCACAGCAUGGCCCGAAACAAGGCUUACUGGGGACAGCCACAUGGCACAAACAGCCUGUGCUUUAGCCUGGAUGCUGACGACGCGAUGGAACACAACUUGAGAGAGCAUCACCAACACCACACAGUGUCCCAGGGCUUUGACAACAAGAUGCCCCAGCCCUACCAUCUACUGUACUCUAGCAGCCAUCCCUUGACCUCUCACUCCACCAGACCCCGCCCUCCUGAGGGGGACCAGGUGGUCCCCUCCUUCCAGAGACUAUCAGUUUAUGAGCAGAGUCCGUCCUGCGGCCCCAAGCCCCUGCCCCCUCUCCCUGACCCAGAGGAUAACUCCUCAGAUGAGGCGGCGGACAGCGAGGUGGAAUUCUUCAUCGACGACAGGCAGCACCUACUUCCUCAGCGCUGCUCCACGAAUGCCCUGGCCCUCCACUAUGGAGCCACCGGACGACGAAGCUUCAGGGGCUGUGGCCAGGUCAACUAUGCCUACCUUGAGGGGCCCCCCGGGGCUAGCGGCUUGGCUAAUGGUGGAGCCCAAAGUGGAACCCAGGAGCAGCAGGCCCAGUUUGGGGGACAGAGAGGGCCAGGGGCCGUGGUGGUAGCAGCGAGGGACAUUUCUAGCAAGCAACACGAUCGGCCCCAAUGGUCCAAGUUGCGGCGCUCCCACUCGGGCCCUGCAAGCUCCUUCAAGCCCUCCGGCCUGCGCCAGUCGUGUCACCUUCACCACCACCACCAUGGCAGCUACAGGGGCAACCCCCAGCUGGACAAGCCUGAAGUUCCUCCCCGCAUCCCCAUCCCCCCACGCCCCUCCAAGACUGCCAACUGCCACCGUUGGUCUGUCACCGAGGACCAAGACAAGGACAAGCCUCCCAAAGUCCCUCCCAGGAAACCGAUAGCGCCCCCCGAUAGCACCCCUAGUCCCAAGAGCCUCCCUAUAUACGUGAAUGGGGUGAUGCCGCCUACGCAGAGUUUCGCCCCCAACCCCAAAUAUGUCAGCAAAGGCCUCCAGAGGCCACAACAGCAGCAUAGGGAGGGGUCCACUGGGCCCUUGGUGGGCCCACGCUCCCCCUGUAUCGUGCCUAUCAUGGAGGAUGGGAGGAAAGCCAGUGCCACGCACUAUUUCCUCCUACCCCGGCGGCCAUCCUACAUGGACAGGUUAGAAAUGUUCUUGAGGGAGAAGGAGGCAGACAGUGUCCAGCAACACUCCCAGCUCAGAGUGGGGUUGCCAGAACAGGCAGAAACCUCCUGUCAUCAUAUAGAGCUUCAGCAUUGCGGAAAGCUUGAAGACUGACCCCCCACACACUAAUGUGCAUCUUUAAUUAUAGUGGAAAUAGGGUGCCAUUUCGGGACGAACCCUUAGUCAUUCAGUCUAGGGUGCUACCACUAAAACUUUUGCCACCUCACUUGAUGCAACAAACAGAAUUUUCGCAAAGUUAAACCAUAGAUGCCUGGAGGCUUCAAGUGUCAGAUCUGUACUGUCACUGUAUUCAAACAGAAAACAGUGUGAUGGAUUGGUAUAAGGUGUUUUUUGUUGUGCUCUGUGAGUAGUGUUUUGUUAAAUGGUAUGGGUUAACUGAAGACAUGCAAGUGAAACAUUUGUUGUACCUUAUUUUGCUGUUGAAAGACCAAUCUGUUGAGGGAUUUAUUUGAAGGUAUCGGUUUACUAGACAUGUUUAGUUUUAAACUAAUCUAUCUAGGUCUAGUUGGUCCCAGCUGUUCAUGGUUAUGUAUCAACUAAUGUAAAAUGUUCUACUCAAUGUGGGGAAAGGUCUAUUUAUAAUAUUCAGAGUCUAGGGAGUAUAUACCCACUAAUUAGCUGUUCACAAAAAAUAUGUAUAGAAAUCAUCCCUUUUCAGCCGGAGUCGUAUUAACUAGUCACCAAAUGGAAGAAACCCGACUGAAACAGGGAGGGACUACCUGAACUUGUCCAAUAAGAAACAUUCAUUUUCGUUUUCUGUUGGUAAACGCUUUGCUAGUGUGUGCACUGAUGAAUAUGACCCAGUAUGACCAGAGUUGGACGUCACAAAGAUUUCCCCCCUAGUAGGCAUCCUAUUGGAUUACCUGACACAGCCUUGACUCAGAAAUGUUAUAUUUUUAUUCAUUUAGCAGAUGCUCUUAUCCAGGGCAACUUAAAGAUACAUCUUAAGAUAGCUAUGUGGGACAACCACUUAUCCCAGUAAGUCAAUGUUUCCUAAAACAAAGUCAGAGAUAGUAAGAGGGGAAAAGGUGAAGUGAAGGUGUUAGUUCACGAAAGGCAUUUUUUUUGGGGGGGGGGGCUUGUUGAACUUUGCUGUACAUCAAAGUUACCCCACAAUCUAUGUGAUUACAUUAAAAGGCCCAAAGCAGCCGUUUUUAUACUAAACAUUUUACUAAACAACUAAACAUUUCACUGUGUCAUGGGUUUGGGUUAAAAGGUGGGUAAAAAAAGAAAGAAAUUCCUUUACAUUGAUGACUUUAAAAAUCAAAUUCAGUUUUUUGAGUUGAUUCAAUCCAAUCAGUUUUUUGAGUUGAUUCAAUCCAAUCAGUUUUUUGAGUUGAUUCAAUCCAAUCAGUUUUUUGAGUUGAUAAAACACAGGAAAAACACAGAGCCUUUAACAAUGAAUGGAGAUUGGGUCGCUCCUCCAUUUCGAACAGCUGGUCUGUUUUCAAGUAUUACACAAAGUGGAUGUUGUGGAUUUUUUGAUUCUAUAAAUAAGUCUCUCUCUCAUAAUUGUAUCUACUUUUUUCAUUUAACAUUAUUUAUAUUAUCACAAUUUGGCCAAGUUUAACUCUUGAUUUCACCUCACAGUAUUGUCUUUGUAAAUGUAUUUGAAAAGUGCCUGUAUUAAAGGGAGAUCGAAUGAGGGUGUGAUAUUAGUUGUAUUGGUUACACUUCCCUAUACAGUCAUUUCCCGCCCAAUAAUAAGGUAAAUACUAUGGAUUUAUAUCUGCACUUAAAUUGUUAUGAGUUGGUAGGACUACUUAAUAUGAUCAAUGCAAUUAACAUGGAAUAUAAUUCAUUAUAGUAUUUUUUAAGGACUGUAUGUAUGGUGACUUUGUAGUUUGUACAAUUGUGUAUUACAACAUACAUUUUUAAGGGAUAGUGCAUGAGAUUGAUAACCAUUUAGAUUAGCCAAUUUCAUGACUUCAAUUACCAAACUAUAUUAUUUCAAAUGGAUAUGGGGUAUUUACAUCGUUUUUUGGGGGCUAUGGAGGUGCUGUAAACGAGAGUUGUUACCUUUCAUUCUGAAGUUCAGAAAACUGUUUACAUGAUAUGAUACUUGUUACAUCAACAGACGUUGAAGUUUGUCCCACAGCAGACAUGGUUACAUUCUGCUUUAAAAAGUGUUGUCAUUUCAUGGGUAGUUCUCUACAGUAUUUAAAAGUGCUUGUGUUGGACAAAAAUGUUGAAUGAUGUAUUCUUAAUCUAUUUAAAUAAAUACCUUAUUUAUUAAA
Messenger RNA from Oncorhynchus nerka (sockeye salmon), 4973 nucleotides. Its product is annotated as ERBB receptor feedback inhibitor 1. The transcript is spliced from 4 exons. Gene Ontology annotation, biological process: negative regulation of epidermal growth factor receptor signaling pathway; regulation of keratinocyte differentiation. The record is from RefSeq and is a predicted model, not a curated record. The coding region runs from base 1501 to 2829 and encodes 442 amino acids. NCBI's taxonomy places the organism in Eukaryota, Metazoa, Chordata, Actinopteri, Salmoniformes, Salmonidae.